Phymastichus coffea is the source of this 1288-nucleotide messenger RNA. Its product is annotated as odorant receptor 49b-like. The transcript has 5 exons. Gene Ontology annotation, cellular component: plasma membrane. Gene Ontology annotation, biological process: sensory perception of smell; detection of chemical stimulus involved in sensory perception of smell. Bases 37 to 1236 code for a protein of 399 amino acids. The record is from RefSeq and is a predicted model, not a curated record. Gene Ontology annotation, molecular function: odorant binding; olfactory receptor activity. Lineage: Eukaryota; Metazoa; Arthropoda; Insecta; Hymenoptera; Eulophidae.
CAGAAGCAACGUCUUUCCAAAUACAACUGCAACAAUAUGCUGGAGUUAGAUUCAAAGCAAACAAUAAAAGAAACAAUCGCACCCAUACCCUUCCGCAUUUUAAAGUGCAUCGGACUGUGGCGCCCCUUGACAUGGUCCAACUGGCUCAAGUCACUUUAUACUGGCUUUAGCGUUCUGACUUUGAUAUUGCUGAUUACCAUCACGUUAACGGUUCUCCUAGGAGUCUAUCAGAUGCCAAUGACCGACGAUUUGUUCGCCGAAAAUGUCUUUCUCAUGUUCGCUCUCAUCAACGCCUGCUUCAAGGCCAUCAAUGUUUUGUCGUCGCGGGCGUUGUUCAUCGAGAUGAUAACGAUGAUACAGCACAAACGCUGGUUGAAACUUCGCAACUCCGAGGAAGAAGACAUCCAGGAUAAGUACAGCAAAACGAUACGAAAGAUCAGUAUUUAUUUUACGACCGCAGUCUUCAUCGCGAUAGUGCUCCGAUGCGUCGCGCCACUCGUCGACCAAACUGGCCAAAAGCUAUUGCCAGUAGAUGCCUACUGUCCGUGCAACGUUGAGAAUCCUGGCUGCUACUGGUUACUGUUCUGGCAUCAAUCAUUUGGAACUGGCAUCGCCACUUUAGUCCACGCUGCCAAAGACUGCCUCAUUAUCGCUCUGCUGCUGCAGACUUGCGCUCAACUGGAGAUCCUAAAAUAUCGCCUAUUGAGUAUUGCAGAUGAGAGCAAAGAGGCACACGCCAAAAACAUAAAACUCGAUCUCAUUGAGACUCUGGAGAGAGAAUCAAUCGCGGAUUGUGUUCAGGAUCACGAAAGUGUAUUCAAAUUUUCCAGAAUACUAAAUAAGAGUUUGAGCGUUAUGUUGUUUGGACAAAUUGCAGUUACGAUACCAAAUUUGUGCUUGAGCAUCUUUUUACUAUCAACGCAACACAUAGCAAGUGUAGAAUUCAUGAUGACUAUGCAAUUCUUUUCGGCGGUCGUGAUAGAAUUAUUCUUCUUUUGUUGGUACGGCAAUGAAGUAACAUUGACUAGCCUCGAUGUUGAAAGUGCAAUCUGUGAAAUGGAAUGGGAGAUAUUAGCAAACUCGUCUAAAAAAGACUUACUCUAUAUGAUGAUGAGAACAUCAAAGCCUAUCCUUUUUAGAGUUGGACCGAUUAUGAAUAUGAAUAUUGAUUCGUUUUUAAGUAUAAUGAAGUCGUCGUAUUCAGCCUUUAGUGUUUUACAGUCGACCGGAGCCUAAAAAAGGGAUUCAUUACAGAAAAACAAAUCAUUUUUAAUAGUAAUGUGCUCAG